GCCUGCAGAUUGAAGUGCGUGCAUGUGACUGAUUGUCACAUGACGCAUCGUGACGCCGUGCUGCGGUCAGUCAGCUGUUCAUUCAUAUAACUCAGGAGCUGGGUGGCGUCGGAUCUCUAUCCGGACAUAUACUGUUGAGGUUUUAAUACAACAUGGAUAUUCGCGGGGCUGUGGACGCUGCGGUCCCAACCAACAUCAUUGCUGCAAAGGCAGCUGAGGUUCGGGCCAAUCAGGUCAACUGGCAAUCCUAUCUUCAGAGUCAAAUGAUCUCAACAGAGGACUGUGAAUUCAUCAAGAAAUUUGAGGUGGCCACCUCAGAUCAGAAACAAGUCAUUCUGACCAAUGAAGGGCAUCAGUGUGCAAAGACCUUUCUAAACCUGAUGGCCCAUAUCUCCAAAGAACAGACAGUCCAGUACAUCCUGACUCUGAUUGAUGACACCUUGCAGGAAAACCAUCAAAGGGUGAACAUCUUCUUUGACUAUGCCAAAAAGACAAAAAAUACCGCCUGGUCCUACUUUCUUCCAAUGCUGAAUCGUCAGGACCUCUUUACUGUCCACAUGGCAGCAAGGAUCAUCGCUAAGCUGGCUGCCUGGGGCCGCGAUCUGAUGGAAGGAAGUGAUUUGAACUACUACUUCAACUGGAUCAAAAGCCAACUCAGCUCACAGAAUCUACAUGGUACAGGUCCUGAAACAAGCAUUGGAGCAGGAACUAUUUCUCCCAGUGAAAGUUCUCAGUAUGUCCAGUGUGUGGCUGGGUGCCUUCAGUUGAUGCUGAGGGUCAAUGAAUAUAGGUUUGCCUGGGUAGAAGCCGAUGGAGUUAACUGUUUAAGCAUCACAGCAGUGCUGAGCAACAAGUGUGGCUUCCAGCUCCAGUACCAGAUGAUCUUCUGUGUUUGGCUCCUGGCUUUCAGUCCUCAGCUCUGUGAACAGUUGAGACGUUACAACGUAGUGCCUGCCCUGUCUGACAUCCUCCAGGAGUCUGUCAAGGAGAAGGUCACUCGAAUCAUUCUGGCUGCCUUCAGGAAUCUCCUGGAGAAGUCAGCAGAGAGGGAGACUCGUCAGGAGUAUGCCUUGGCUAUGAUUCAGUGCAAGGUGCUGAAGCAGCUCGAGAACCUUGAGCAGCAGAAGUAUGACGAUGAGGACAUCACUGAGGACAUUAAGUUCCUGCUUGAAAGGCUCGGAGAGAGUGUGCAGGACCUCAGCUCAUUUGAUGAGUACAGCUCAGAGCUCAAAUCUGGCCGUCUGGAGUGGAGUCCUGUCCACAAGUCGGAGAAGUUCUGGCGUGAGAACGCUGUCCGCUUAAAUGAGAAGAACUACGAGCUGCUCAAGAUUUUGACAAGGCUGUUGGAAGUGUCUGAUGAUCCUCAAGUUAUAGCAGUGGCGGCUCAUGAUAUUGGAGAAUAUGUGCGACAUUAUCCACGUGGUAAACGGGUGAUUGAGCAGCUCGGUGGAAAACAGCUUGUGAUGAAUCAUAUGCACCACGAGGACCAGCUAGUCCGGUACAACGCCCUGUUAGCUGUGCAGAAGCUGAUGGUCCACAACUGGGAGUACCUUGGAAGACAACUGCAGUCCUCCGAUCAGCAGCAGGCUCCAGCGGUGGCAGCUCGAAGCUGAACACUGACUCCUCGUGUGUUUGUGUGUUAUUUUUGUGGAUGAGUGUGAACUGUGCGCAGAUUGAUCAUUGUAAUAAUUAGCUCUUCAUUUUGUGUAAUGACUUGAAAAAUCAAAUGGUGCGAUUUCCACUUCCACCUGCAACCCAAAUGAUCUUGAUGUUCCUUGAUUUGACUGUCAUGCUUCGUGUUGUGACUAUCAGCUAAGUGAUACGUGAUUAAAGCUGCACUUUGUCUGUGACAAUGUACAAAACUACAAGUUAUUUAAGUCUUAAGUCUGUAAAACGUAUAAAUCCCAAUAAAAAUACUUAUCUGUGG
Messenger RNA from Archocentrus centrarchus (flier cichlid), 1927 nucleotides. It is a transcript of the gene atp6v1h, whose product is annotated as ATPase H+ transporting V1 subunit H. Gene Ontology annotation, molecular function: proton-transporting ATPase activity, rotational mechanism. The record is from RefSeq and is a predicted model, not a curated record. The transcript has 14 exons. Lineage: Eukaryota; Metazoa; Chordata; Actinopteri; Cichliformes; Cichlidae. Gene Ontology annotation, cellular component: lysosomal membrane; vacuolar proton-transporting V-type ATPase, V1 domain. Bases 153 to 1613 code for a protein of 486 amino acids. Gene Ontology annotation, biological process: proton transmembrane transport.